This is a messenger RNA of Tribolium castaneum (red flour beetle), 886 nucleotides long. RefSeq names its product lethal (1) G0004. The record is from RefSeq and is a predicted model, not a curated record. Lineage: Eukaryota; Metazoa; Arthropoda; Insecta; Coleoptera; Tenebrionidae. The transcript is spliced from 2 exons. The coding region runs from base 118 to 846 and encodes 242 amino acids. Gene Ontology annotation, molecular function: RNA binding. Gene Ontology annotation, cellular component: nucleolus.
UUUAUGAACGCACUCCUGCGCUCUUUCUGACGUUUCGUCAACACGUGCACCUAACCUUAAAGGGUUAUGGUUUUAAAAUAGCCAAUUUUGCCCCAAAUCCGCGACUAGUGUUACAAAAUGGCCACGCAAGCCGAUGUUAACAUCGAAACUGACAAUUUCGAGCCGAAGAGGGCCACCAAGCGGCGAAAUGACUCGCUAGGGGAGGCCCCCAUGGAAGUGGUCGCUCACAACGGGAUCGAAGGCAAGGUCCGCAACAGACCCAGACAUAAAAGGUCCAGGACAAAGUCGUACUCCGAGACCAAGGACAACAUGAGGAAAGUACCAGUCCCUGCGCACAGGUACACCCCUUUGAAGGAAAACUGGCUUAAAAUUUUCACCCCAAUUGUGGAGCAUUUGAAACUACAAGUGAGGUUUAAUCUAAAGACGCGGAACGUCGAGGUGAAGACGUGUGACGAGACUGAGGAUAUUGGCAAUUUGCAGAAAGCCGCUGAUUUUGUUAAAGCUUUUGUGUACGGUUUUGACGUGGAUGAUGCCUUGGCUCUGCUGCGUUUGGACGACUUGUUCAUUGAGACUUUCGAGAUUAAGGACGUGAAGACACUCAAGGGGGACCACCAGUCGCGGGCCAUUGGCCGGCUUGCGGGUAAAGGCGGGCGCACGAAAUUCACAAUCGAGAACGUCACCAAAACUAGGAUAGUCCUGGCGGACAGCAAGAUCCACAUUUUGGGCAGUUUCCAAAACAUUCAACUCGCCAGGAGGGCGAUUUGUAACUUAAUUCUAGGAUCACCACCGUCGAAGGUUUACGGGCAGUUGCGAAACAUCGCGUCUAGAGUAUCUGAACGAAUGUAGUAUUUAUUUAAUAAAUCAUUUCUUGAAAAAUUUCAAAUAA